AUGCCCUCUUCUACUCGUUCUAAUCAUUGUAUUUUUUUUCUUUUCUUUCCCAAUUGUUGCAUCCUUUCCUUUUUCUUAGAUGUUUUUAUUUGUUUCUUUCUUCCUUGCUUCACAAAUUAUUUUCCACUCAUUUUCUUUUCCUUCUUUUUUCUUUUCUUUCUUUUUUCUUUCCGAUUCUUUCUUUCGUUUUCUUUAGCGAUUCUUUCUUUUUUCUUUCUUUUUCUUUCUUUGUUCUUUCAUUCUUUCCGUCAUUUUUAUUUCUUUUUACGCUUAAAUCUUUUCUUCCGAUCUUUUCCCAUUCAUAAAUUUCUUUCUUUCUUUCUUUCUUUCUUUCUUUCUUUUCCAAAUUCUCUCCAUCAAUUCCUUUUUCUUUCUAUUAAUUUCUUCCAUGUUCUCUCAUUCUUGCACCAGAACCUUCAAUUUUUCUUUUAUUUUUUCCUGACUUUAAAAUAUAACUCAGUUGCCGUCCUUUCUUAUCUGUUUAGUUUCCUUUUCUCUUUCUUUUUCCUUCUCCUAUCGUUUUAUUUUUUAUUUCUCUCUUUGAAUCCUAUUUCUUUCUUUCUAUCUUUCUUUCUUUUUUUUCUUUUUUCUUUCUUCCUUUCUUUCUUUCUUUCUUUAUUUUCUUUUGUGGUUGUUAAGGUCAACUUUAUUCACUCUUUCCUUUUGUCUUUGUUGUUUUAUUGUUCAUUUUCAUUAUUUGUUUGUUUGUUUCUUUCCUUCUUUUCCUUCAUUUUCUUUCCUUCAUUUAUUUUUCUUUCUUUCUUUCUUUACGACGAUUUUUUUCUUUUUAUUUUGUCGGACUUUUUUUUUCUUUCUUUGCUAUUAAUCUUUAUUUUUUGCUAUCAAUUUCUUUCUUUCUAUCGGCUAUUUUCUUUCUUUUUUCUUUCUUUUUUUUCUUUCUUUUUUUUCUUUCUUUUUACUCUUUUCUUUUGUCUUUGUUUUUUUUUAUUGUUCAUCUUCAUUAUUUGUUUUUGCGUCUUUCUUUCUUUUUCUUCAUUAUUUUUUGUCGUUAUUAUCGGCCAUUUUCUUUCCUUCAUUCAUUUUUCUUUCUUUCUUUCUUUACGACGAAAUUUUUCUUUUUCUUUUUGUCGGCUGUUUUCUUUUCUUUCUUUCUUUGCUACUAAUCUUUAUUUUUUGCUAUCAAUUUCUUUCUAUCUAUCGGCUAUUUUCUUUCUUUCUUUUUUCUUUCUUUUUUUUUACUUGUCCUUCCAUUUGCUCAAAGCAAAAAAAGGAAAACAAAAAAACUAG
Messenger RNA from Acanthosepion pharaonis, 1248 nucleotides. NCBI's taxonomy places the organism in Eukaryota, Metazoa, Mollusca, Cephalopoda, Sepiida, Sepiidae. The record is from the annotation of a GenBank genome assembly.